UUGUGCUACGUGGAGCAAGCAGAAAAGAAAAAAGGCGGAGGAAAAAGGAGGCUGGCGUCCGCGCCGCUUCUUUGGCCCUCCCUGGCGCCCCCUCCCCCGCCGCCCCUGCCAGCGCGCCAAACCCCAGCAGCUGGAGCAGAGCGGCGGCGGACGCUCCCCGAGUUGCGACUCCCCUGUCCCCCAGCGGAGCGCUGCCUGGAGCUUGGGCGGUCUGGGCCCCGGCGCCGCGGAGCCCUCCCCGCCAGUGCGCGGGACCCCGGCGGGGUGGGCGCAGGGGGCGGCCCUGCUCCGGGCGACAGCCGAGGGGCGGGCGGAGGGCCGGGCUCGGCUGGCUGUGGGGAUCGACAGAGCAGCCCGGGGCCAGCCCGGGGGCGGAGGCAGCUGGACGCGCAGCGGCGGCGGGCGCAGGGUUCAGCAGCUGCCCAGUCCUGUGGGCGCUCAGCGGAUCUCAGUGUCCCUGUGAAUGAUGGGAAACGAUAACAGAGGCCGGAAUGUACACGGUUUCUCCUAGCAUGACCGCGAUCUGAUCAGGAACCGAGGGAAUUUGACUCCUGUGUCUGGUGCUGCAGUGCUGGGGCCUGGUCACCGCCCGCAACUACGGAGCUGCCAUGGCUGCUGCCUUUACUUCCACCCCUGUAAUUUCACAGCCCCAGUUCACAGCCAUGAAUGAACCACAGUGCUUCUACAAUGAGUCCAUCGCCUUCUUUUAUAACCGGAGUGGAAAGUAUCUUGCCACAGAGUGGAACACAGUCAGCAAGCUGGUGAUGGGACUUGGAAUCACCGUCUGUAUCUUCAUCAUGUUGGCCAACCUACUGGUCAUGGUGGCAAUCUAUGUCAACCGCCGUUUCCAUUUUCCUAUUUAUUACUUAAUGGCUAAUCUGGCUGCUGCGGACUUCUUUGCUGGGUUGGCCUACUUCUACCUAAUGUUCAACACAGGACCUAAUACUCGGAGACUGACGGUCAGCACGUGGCUCCUCCGUCAGGGCCUCAUUGACACUAGCCUGACGGCAUCUGUGGCCAACUUACUGGCUAUUGCAAUCGAGAGGCACAUCACGGUUUUCCGCAUGCAGCUGCACACACGGAUGAGCAACCGGCGGGUAGUGGUGGUGAUUGUGGUCAUUUGGACUAUGGCCAUUGUUAUGGGUGCCAUACCCAGUGUGGGCUGGAACUGCAUCUGUGAUAUUGAAAAUUGUUCCAACAUGGCACCUCUCUACAGUGACUCUUACUUAGUUUUCUGGGCCAUUUUCAACUUGGUGACCUUUGUCGUAAUGGUGGUUCUCUAUGCUCAUAUCUUUGGCUAUGUUCGCCAGAGGACUAUGAGAAUGUCUCGGCAUAGUUCUGGACCCCGGCGGAAUCGGGAUACCAUGAUGAGUCUUCUGAAGACUGUGGUCAUUGUGCUUGGUGCCUUUAUUAUCUGCUGGACUCCUGGGUUGGUCUUGUUACUCCUCGAUGUGUGCUGUCCGCAGUGUGACGUUCUGGCCUAUGAGAAAUUUUUCCUUCUGCUUGCCGAGUUCAACUCUGCCAUGAACCCCAUCAUCUACUCCUACCGUGACAAGGAGAUGAGUGCCACCUUCAGACAGAUCCUCUGCUGCCAGCGCAGUGAGAACACCAGCGGCCCCACGGAAGGCUCAGACCGCUCGGCUUCCUCCCUCAACCACACCAUCUUGGCUGGAGUUCACAGCAAUGACCACUCUGUGGUUUAGAAAGGAAGCUAAGAUGAGAAGCAAGCCAUCAUCCACUGAGGGAUGAACAGCCUCCCCCUACCCAAAUGCUAGGGCCAGGUGGCAUGCGAGAGAGAGAGGAGAAAUGAACUCGUACUUAAACACUAACCAAUGGCAGUAUUUGUUCCUAGACCCAAGAAGACUUGAUAUAUAUUGAAAAUUAGCUUAUGUGACAUCCCUCAUCCUGAUCCCCAUUCGUUUUGAAAGUAGAAGGUGGAGAUCUUGCAAUGGAAUUCAUAAAUAGACUCUGGAGUGUCCAUUUAGACUACACUAACUAGGCUUCGAAAGAUUUUGUGUGGUUUGGUGCAAGUCAGAAUAAAUUCUGACUAAUUGAAUCCACAACUUCAUUUAUAUACAGGCUUCCCUUUUUUAUUUUUAAAGGAUACAUUUCAUUUAAUAAACAUGUUUAUGCCUAUCAGCAUGCUUGUGAUGGAUAAGCCUAAGACUGUUUUUACACUACCAUAACUCCAUUUUUUUCCUUAUUUAGGAAAACUGUAAAUUAGAAUUAUUUUUUAGAAAGCAUGCAUAUAAUGUAUGUAUGCAGUAUGCCUUACUUAAAAAGAUAAAAGGGUAUUAAUUUUAAAUCUUCUAGAAAAGAGAAGAACCUAGAUUUCGAAGCCAGUAUUUGUUUAGGUUAUGAAACAAACAAUGCUUUGAUCACAACAUGACCUUUUUUAAAAGUGUUGUAACACAUAUAAAACAGGGGGAAUGUAAAUUUAUUACCAAAAGAAUAUGUACUCUAAGAAAGUCAUAGAAGAUGAAGCAUAGUAAUAUUGUUCCACAUAUUUAUAAUAGCCAAUACAUUCUAAUUAUCAGUACGUCAGAGGAAUUUUUUAAUAGCCUGUGUUUUUCUGUAUUAUAAAAUAAUACAUAGACAUUGUUGUAGAAAACUUGAAAGAUGCAGAAAUGUAUAAAACAGAAAAAAAAUUACUGAUAAUAUCACAACUCAGAAGUAACCACCGUUAACAGCUUUUCCCCCUGUGUAUGCCUAUAUGUAUAUUAUAUACCUUUUUAUAUAAUUGGGAUAAUAUUGUAAACAAUUUUAUAACCAGUUUUUUUUUUCCACUGCAGAAUUGCCACGUUUUCCUGUGGCAUUAAAAAUUUUACAAAAACAUAAUUUUAGUGGUUAUAUAAUACUCCAUUUAAUGGGCGCAACUCAGUUUAUUUAACCAUUCCCAUAUUGUUGACUACUUAGGUUAUUUCUAAUUUUCACUAUUAUAAAUAAUGUUGCAAAACUUUUGUAUAUAGAAAACUUUGUCCAUGUAAUUGAUUAUUUUACUUAGGACAUAUUCCCAUGAAGGAUUUUUUUAAAAUGUGAAAUGUCUUUUUAUGCUCUUACCUUUUAUAAAAAGGGAUUUCUUGCUUUGUACCGCAUUGGUGGCAAUUGUGAGGAAAGCCAGUUAAAUUACCUUUUUAGAAAGGAAAUACAGUGGUUUCUUUAGUUUAGAGUGACUUUUUUUAUAUAACAAGAUGGCCUAGAAACAGUCAACUGUCAUAAAUAACCAGGGCACCCUGGUUAAUAUGUCUAGCAAUUCCAAAUUUUGUUUGAGGGACUGAUUCUCAGCUGUUGGUAGCCAUGACUGUCAUGUAGAAUUGGAGAAAAUGCAAAGAAAUCAAACGUGCCGAGUGUAGAAAGGAUCUUCAUAUUAAAUAGCUUGGACCCUUCUGUAUCAGGCAAGUAGUGUGUGUCAGUGUGUGACUGGAUGCCAUGCAUUAUCUACGUAAGCUAGUAAUUGCACCAGUUUGUUAUAGUAAGUAACCAGCUAAGCCACAGUCAUGAAGCAAGUAUGGGAAAGUCAGGAGUACGUUUAAGAGAAAGAUGUCCAGAAGAAAAAUGGUUGUGUAGGAAGGGGGAAGUCAGUGCAUGGGCACCAUUCGAGCAGAGGGCAGACUUGUAAAGUGCCCAAAGUGAAAAGAAUGUGAGGAACCAGUUAGCAGAAAGAUGUUUGCACAUACUUUAUACAAACUACAGAGCAUCUUAUAUUGGAAGUGAAAGCAAUGAACUUGGACUUUUACUCAUGUGCAUAUAUUCUGAAGGCAAUAUGGACUAUUUGAAAUUAAAAACAUACUAAUUGGACCUUAAUAAAUCAUUCUCAAUCCGUGUUUUGGUAAUGUGUGGUUCUGGUCAGUGCUGUCUCUCUUGUUGGAGAGUCUUCCGGUUUGAAUUGCGUGGUGCUUUCCUUCUGUGACCUCUUUUAUUUCACUGCCAUGAGGGCCAGUGAACUUUGAGGUGAAGCCGUCAUAUGCUUCCCCAGCUCAGAACUGCUUUUUUCAACCUAACAAGUCUUUCCAGUGUCCAAGAGACGGUGGUUAAUGUUGUACGAAAGGAGGGAUAACAUCUUAGGACAAUACUUUACUUCAGUGGUGAAACUGUUAGAAUGAGUGUCUUUUGGAAAAACUCUGAUUUUAUAAAAGCUUAUGAUGACUUAAUGGAAAAUGCUCACUAGGAGUUUAUCAAGUUACAAUGGUCUUUCUGCUUAUAGAUUUAAUAACGAGAUAAAAGUGAUAAGUAUCUUGCAGUUAUAUGCUAAUUGUAUUCUUUUCAAUAUAUUGCUAAGAGGUUGGAAAAAGAUAGGUUUAUGUAAAUGAAUGCCUCCAUGAGUACUGGAAGAGAAUGCUGAAUCUUAAUUUUAGGUGGAUGUAAGAUUGUUAGAAAUCAAAUGUUUUGGAGCUCUUCUUCACAAAUUACCCACUUCUCACAUAUUGCUUUUUUUUUUUUUUACUAGUGAAACCAUAAUUUCCUACACCCAAAACCUCAGCUAACAUUUUAUAAUUAGUCUUGUCAGUUUUCCCAUUCUCGUUCCCAAUUAACUAUUACUUUAGGUUCCACUGUUCAUCUUUCUAAUUUAUUCUAUUAGUCUCUCCACUGCUGAAAUGUAAUUUUGUGAUAUUGUUUCUAGCCUUUCUUAAACCCAGAGUGUGACAUGUGCUAGAUAAAAGGCAUAGAAAUGCUUCUUUAUCAGGUCCAUUCAUUAUACCAAGGUCGGCAGAACGUUUUUAUGUCAAGAUCUUUUGAAACAAAUUGCUUGUUUUUUAACACCAAUUGAGCAUCACCUGAUUCCAAACCCUUGGAAGGACUGGGGUUUGUGUAUGGGGAUUGGCUUGGAUUUAGGGACCAUCUAACAGAAGAAAUGUGUGUAACUUGGAGCCAGAAUGGGUCAUCAGUCUUCCAAAGCAGGGAGCAUUCAUUUUAUAAUAUUCACCUGUACAUUGUGUAGUCUAUGUAUAAAAUUCUCUAAUUCUUUCCUUAAAUUAUAAGAUUCCUAUUCAUAGAUUAUUUACUAAUAAUCUAUUUAAUGAUGUGGCAUGUUAAGACCAAAAUCUAAAGCAGAGGCUAGCGAACUAAGACUUAAUGGCCAAAUCCCUCUCUUUUUUUUUCCCUUUGGUGAGGAAGAUUGGCCUUGAGCACAUGUGUUGCCAAUCUUCCUCUUUUUGAU
Molecule: messenger RNA, 5158 nt
Organism: Equus quagga
Lineage: Eukaryota; Metazoa; Chordata; Mammalia; Perissodactyla; Equidae
Gene: LPAR1
Product: lysophosphatidic acid receptor 1
Exons: 5
Coding region: 609-1703 (364 amino acids)
Biological process (GO): neurogenesis; phospholipase C-activating G protein-coupled receptor signaling pathway
Cellular component (GO): membrane
Molecular function (GO): lysophosphatidic acid receptor activity
Source: RefSeq, a predicted model, not a curated record